Molecule: messenger RNA, 1161 nt
Organism: Myzus persicae (green peach aphid)
Lineage: Eukaryota; Metazoa; Arthropoda; Insecta; Hemiptera; Aphididae
Exons: 2
Biological process (GO): DNA integration
Molecular function (GO): nucleic acid binding
Source: RefSeq, a predicted model, not a curated record
AUGGUAUUUCUUGAUGUUCUUAAAGUUGAUUGUCCUGUAGUUUCCAUUGCUUUGGACAGUUACCGUAUUGUUACCAUGUACUUCUUACAUGAGCAUGAAUUGUUACUACAUGCGGGUCCUCAGGCAAUGUUGGCCAACGUGCGGCUCACGUAUUGGCCGAUAAACGGGCGUAGAACAGCGCGAAAGGUUGCUCAUGCUUGUAUAACAUGUUUUAAAAAUAAACCGAAAACACUCGAACCUAUUAUGGGAAACCUCCCGAAACUACGUGUAGAUCAACCGAUGCGAAGUUUUGAAAAUGCAGGUGUGGAUUAUGCAGGCCCUAUAAUGAUGAAAAUCAAUAGUCGACGUAAUUCGCCGUUACAAAAGGCAUAUGUAUGUAUAUUUGUGUGCCUAGCUACAAAAGCAGUACACAUUGAAUUAGUAUGCGACCUAACUACCGAUGCAUUUAUAGCUGCAUUGACCCGAUUUAUUUCGCGCCGUGGUAAAUGUAAAAAUAUGUAUUCGGACAAUGGGACGAAUUUUGUAGGUGCGAAUCGGAAAUUAUGUAAAUUAGCACAGCUAUUAACGUCAACAGCUCACAAGGAACGCGUAUCUAAUGCAAUAACGUUGAAAGAUAUCACCUGGCAUUUUAUACCGCCAAGAUCGCCGCAUUUUGGCGGACUAUGGGAGGCUGCCGUUAAGGCCAUGAAAAAGCACCUGAACCGUACUGUUGCAAAUUCCCAUUUUACUUACGACGAACUUUAUACAACAUUAACGCGAAUUGAAUCAUGUUUAAAUUCGAGUCCUUUAACACCUCUUUCCAAUGAUCCUUCCGACCUCUCCGUGUUGACUCCUGCCCAUUUUUUAAUAGGGAGCUCACUACAAGCCUUACCCGAGUCUAGUUGCCUAGACGUACCAACUACCCGCUUGAACCGAUGGCAGCGUGUGCAACAGAUAGUUCAACAGAUUUGGUCAAGAUGGAGCAAGGAGUACAUGUGUCAACUCCAGCAGCGUACCAAAUGGGUAUCGUCCAAAGGGGUCUCACUCAAGAUUGGUAUGUUGGUGUUGAUAAAAGACAAUAACCUACCCCCUUUACAUUGGCAAAGAGGACGAGUCGUUGAUAUCCAUCCAGGAAAUGACGGAGUUAUACGCGUGGCUACUGUACAAACGAUUGCAGGCCAG